UAUAUAAACGAUUUUGAGAUUCAACACAAGUACAAACGGCAUCAUGUCGUGGACAAUGCGCCUGUGUGCUCUUUUGCUUCUUGCGAGUAGUUCUUUGGCGAACCACCAUAAUAAUAAUCAUCAUCAUCACAACAAGAUUCGUAAUAAGUCAUGGUGGAAUAACACCGUUUUUUAUCAAAUUUAUCCGAGGAGUUUGUAUGACUCGGACGCCGAUGGCAUAGGCGACUUGAAGGGGAUAACUUCAAAGUUGGAUUAUUUCGUGGAAACUGGCAUCAAUGCGAUCUGGUUAUCGCCUAUAUAUCCAAGUCCCAUGAUAGAACCUAAAAGUUUAGGCUGCUGCCUAAGCCCGCCGGUAAUAGUGACAGCGCCGGCACCAGCACCAGCACCAGCACCAGCAUCUACAUCGGUGCCACCACCACCGCCACCGCCACCGCCACCGCCACCGUAUUUCAUGUUCCUCAGAUAA
This is a messenger RNA of Wasmannia auropunctata (little fire ant), 466 nucleotides long. Its product is annotated as maltase 1-like. The record is from RefSeq and is a predicted model, not a curated record. Gene Ontology annotation, biological process: carbohydrate metabolic process. Bases 44 to 466 code for a protein of 140 amino acids. Lineage: Eukaryota; Metazoa; Arthropoda; Insecta; Hymenoptera; Formicidae. The transcript is spliced from 5 exons.